Messenger RNA from Manis javanica (Malayan pangolin), 3251 nucleotides. It is a transcript of the gene PALMD, whose product is annotated as palmdelphin. The record is from RefSeq and is a predicted model, not a curated record. Gene Ontology annotation, biological process: regulation of cell shape. Gene Ontology annotation, cellular component: membrane; cytoplasm. Lineage: Eukaryota; Metazoa; Chordata; Mammalia; Pholidota; Manidae.
CUGCCGUUCAAACUUGUCAGUCAACUAGUGCCAACAGCCUCAGCGUCUGCCUCCCCAGCACACCCUCAUUACAUGUGCCUGUCUAGCCUGAUCUGUACAUCUGCUCAGAGACACUCCUGCCGAGUCGGGGAUUUCUGCCUUUCACCACUGCUGUAAAGAGCUUCUCCUUGCUCACCCCCGCUCCUCUCCCCAAGGAGGCUCCUGCUUUAUGGUAGAUUUGGACUUCCUUCGCCGUCUGCCUGCCCUUGACUUCUAGAAUGGAAGAAGCUGAGCUGGUGAAGGAGAGACUUCAGGCCAUCACACAUAAAAGAAAAAUACAGGAAGAAAUCUCACAGAAGCGUCUGAAGAUAGAGGAAGAAAAAUUAACACACCAGCAUUUGAAGAAAAAGGCCUUGAGGGAGAAAUGGCUUCUAGAUGGAAUCAGCAGUGGAAAAGAGCAGGAGGAGAUGAAGAAGCAAAAUCUACAAGACCAACACCAGAUCCAGGUCCUAGAACAGAGCAUCCUCAGACUUGAGAAAGAGAUCCAAGAUCUUGAAAAGGCUGAGCUGCAAAUCUCAACCAAUGAAGAGGCAAUUUUAAAGAAACUAAAAUCAAUUGAGAGAACAACAGAAGAUAUAAUAAGGUCUGUGAAAGUGGAAAAGGAAGAAACAUCAGGAGAGUCAAUUGAAGACAUCUAUGCUAAUAUCCCUGACCUUCCAAAAUCCUAUGUACCUUCCAGACUAAGGAAGGAAAGAAAUGAAGGAAUAGAAGAUGAUGAACAAAAUAGAAAAGCUUUGUAUGCCAUGGAAAUUAAAGUUGAAAAAGACUUGAAGACUGGAGAAAGUACUGUCCUGUCUUCAAUACCUCUCCCAUCAGACGAUUUUAAAGGUACAGGAAUAAAAGUUUAUGAUGAUGGGCAAAAGUCGGUCUACGCAGUAAGCUCUAAUCACAGCACAGCAUACAAUGGCACGGAUGGCCUGGCACCUGUUGAGGUAGAAGAACUUUUAAGACAAGCUUCGGAGAGAAACUCUAAAUCCCCAACAGAGUAUCAUGAGCCUGUAUUUGCCAAUCCAUUUUGCAGGCCUACAACCCCACAGAGAGAGAAGGUAACCCCUGGACCAAACUUUCAAGAAAGGAUAAAGAUGAAGGCUAACGGACUGGGUAAUGAUAUGAAUGGAUCCAUACACUGCAUGAACAAUGGACUUCCAGAGCGGGGCAACAGCUUCAAUCACAUCAGUCCCGUUCGGCCAAAACCUCAUCCCCAGUCAGUGAUUCAACAAGCCGGGGAGACAGCCCACACCAUGCAAAAGAGGCAGAUGGCUCCUUGGGAAGAAUCAGGUAUGACGCAGGAUCACUAUGCACCCUUUCCAAAGGCAAGACUGAGUCCCAGUGAAGCACCGGCCAGGAAGUCGGAGCACCAGGGCUCUCCUGCUUGCCGGGAGGAUGAGGAAGACGUUAGAUACAACAUUAUGCAUUCCCUGCCUUCUGACGUGGCCGAUGCAGAGCCUGUGACAAUGAUUUUCAUGGGCUAUCAGCAGGCAGAAGACAAUGAAGAAGAAAAAACACUUCUGACAGCGUAUGACGGGAUCAUCCACGCGGAGCUGGUUGUGAUCGACGAGGAGGGGGAGGAAGGAGACGGAACGGCGGAGAAACCAUCCUACCACCCCGCGGCUCCCCACAGUCAGGUGUACCUGCCUGCCAAGCCCACGCUGCUUCCCAGGAAGAGACCAGAAGGGAAUCCCCAUGAAAAUGCCAACCACAGAUCGCCCCACAAAAACUCCAUGUCCCUGAGGGAGCAAGAAGAACGCUUAGGCGGCCGUGCCCACCACUCUCCGUUUGAUGUUCAGGUAGCUGGAGAUGGGACUGAGGAUCCAUCCUUAACAGCUUUAAGGAUGAGAAUGGCAAAGCUGGGGAAAAAAGUUAUCUGAGAGGUGUAUCAUCUACAUAAACAUCCUUUGGAGAAGAAACUAAGAAAUGUAAAAAUUUCUUUUCUGGAUAUUUUGUUUCUUUUUCCUGAGAUCCAAAAAAAUAUAAUUGUACCCAUAUUAAGUCACGUGAAUAAGCAUCAGUCAUUAUUUACAAAAAAAUUCCAAAGAAAGCUGGGGAGAACAAAUGCUUAACUUUUCCAGUUACUUGACACAACUCAGUGGGGAGAAAACCAGCAUAUUUUUAUUGUAUUGAUACCAAAGCAUUUCUAAUGAGACCUGGUUAAAUUUAAGAAUAAAGUUAUUUAAAAUAGCCUGACUAUAGUCUAUUAACUGACAUUGUAGUUUUGCUAAUACAAAGACUGAAAGAUCACAGGAAGUCAUUGCACCUCAUCUUCAACUCUGACAAGUAAACAUGCAUCCCAGAUUGACAAGGUUUUAUGACAACUAUGUCCUCUUGCUAAGGAUCAACUCAGUUGAUUGGUAGAGACUUCAAAAUCCUUGUGUACACCCAAAAGGUGCAUGCAGUAAUUAUCCUCCAAAAAUUUUGGGACUGGAUUUGGAUCAUCUUGAUAGUAUCCAUGCCAGCUAACACAUUCAUUCUUGAAAUAUCAUUCUUUUUUCAUAUCAAUGUGAAGCCCAUAGUGCAAUGACUGAUUAUGAACUAAGGCUGUUGGAUGGAGAUAUUCCCAUAUUCUCAAAGAACACACAUCUGGUCAGUUUGACCAAUCAUUAUAAAUAGAUUAGAAUCGUAAUACUAAAACAAUUAGAUUGUAUACAGCAUGUCAUUCCUAAAUAUUCUUGCCAGAAUGUUAAGUCCUGAUUUGAAAGAGAAUACUCCCAUGCCAAUUCUCUCUUUACAUUAUUGUACCGCCCUCCACCCAACACCCUCAAAAUCCCACACGUCUGCCCCAGGAUCAUGCCAGUGCAUAUUACUAGGCCCUGCAAGUCUUUGGUGAAUAGUCUGUUUCCCUCAGGGCAGAACCUGAAUUUCCCUGGUGUGGCUCUGAUGAGACUCUAUCAUAGUUACUGGUCUGGAGUCAAUGAGAGAAAAAAGAAAUAUAUCUUCAAGAGGACAAGCUUUAACCUGCAAAGCACCAACCUCAGAUGAGUAGUUUGCAAGGGGCAGUUGUUCUCUAAGAAGGGAGAGCUCCUCUGCCAGCCUAGAAUGUUCUGGGAAAUAUGGAUGGUCAAAUUUCAGGGGUGCUUUCGCACCAACACUCCCAUCCCAGGUCCAAAGGGCUCAUUCAUUCCCUUUCAUGGCUUUAACUUUAGCAUAAGCAACUUAUCAGACCUACAUGUUCACAGCUCUGUCAUUCUUGUGAAUAAAGUAUUGGUUUGCGCUUU